Messenger RNA from Frankliniella occidentalis (western flower thrips), 1245 nucleotides. Its product is annotated as protein-lysine N-methyltransferase EEF2KMT. Bases 122 to 1129 code for a protein of 335 amino acids. Lineage: Eukaryota; Metazoa; Arthropoda; Insecta; Thysanoptera; Thripidae. The record is from RefSeq and is a predicted model, not a curated record. The transcript has 6 exons.
UCGGUGGGAUUUUUCAUCUUCUGCAGUUCUUCUGCCCUAGCAGACGCCACUCAACACGCUCGACGCUUGUCGUUUGCUGUUUGAUUUAUCGUUUUGCCCAUUUUCAAAAAAAAAAAAAUUCAUGUCAAGUGCAAUGCAAAAAAUAAGUAGGCAGUUCUUAAGUGGUGUUUCAGUUAGUAAAAUAGAUUUUACGGAUGUUGUUCACGACCUGGCAAAUUCUACGUUUGGAGAAACCAAUCAAGACACUAUUUUAUCCCUUACUAUUAAUCAUCCGCUAGUUGUUAAGUAUCCAUUAAAAGUGGAAUAUCAACAAAGCUUUCUGCGUAAACUCAUAAAAGAGCUCGAAGCCAGAGGGGCUGAAAUAUCUGGGAAUCUCUAUGAGAGGCAUGUAGAAAUUUUGCAAUGUUCAAAUGGAGAAAAAGUUUUUCGUCAUUUCCUCCUGGAUGAUGGAUCUGUCAUUACAGUCAGAGAAAGCAUAAGCAUAAUCUCAGAUGGUACAACUGGUCUGUACAUUUGGCAGGCUGCUCAUGUUCUAAUAAAUUGGUGUUUCAACAAUAGAGAAUUGUUGAAAAACUCAUCAAUUCUAGAGCUAGGGAGUGGGGUGGGCUUGUGUGGCAUUGCUGUGAGUCACCUGUGCAGUCCACAGCACUACAUGUUUUCAGAUUGUCACCCUGCUGUAAUGAGUGCUCUGGUUGAAAACAUAAAAAUUAACUCUGGGGAAGAGAAUCCUGAAAACGAAUCUGAUCUUAGUUUGCCUUCAAUAAAUGAUAGAGUAACAUGGGGUGGGAAACUAAAGGAUAGCAAAGUUUCUAUUGUACAUUUGCCCUGGGAAGACAUUAUUGAUGAGCAUCUAGCCCCUUCAAUAGCACCAAAUUUUGUGAUAGCAUCUGAUGUUGUAUAUGAUCCCUGCCUCUUUGUACCACUAUCAAAAACUGUGAAGGAGUUUGUGAACGUUGGGAGCCAGGUGAUUUUAGCAUGCACAGAGAGAAACUCAGGGACCCUUCAAGAAUUUCUCCAAAAAUUAGAGUCUUUACACCUUAAGGUAGAUGAGGAUGUUUCCCCAGAGCCAUCAAUUAUUCCCGUUUCUGAUGACUGGAUUGUUAAAGUUUUUCGAGUGUCUAGUGCAUAACCAAUCAUAUCUGUAUAGCGUAUUGCAUAUUGUGAUAUAUAUGUUGUAUUACAAAUCGCCAGGUGUCUAAUUGUUUCAAUUUUUUCUGAAGAAAUAAACCUUGACUGAUAUUUUUC